Messenger RNA from Closterium sp. NIES-67, 2175 nucleotides. NCBI's taxonomy places the organism in Eukaryota, Viridiplantae, Streptophyta, Zygnematophyceae, Desmidiales, Closteriaceae. The record is from the annotation of a GenBank genome assembly.
CCACAUUUUGUCAUACAAUGGACCCAGGGAGUCCAAAUGAGGUAAAAGACGCAACCAAACCAGGUGUAAGUGAGGUGAAGGCCACAAGCACACCAGAGGAAGAUGCUCACUCCAUACUAACAUCUGCUCUCAUCAAUUCAUCGGUGGAGCUCAAGACCUGGAGCUCCGUCAAGUCUUUGCGCGGAUUUAGCGUAUCGACCCCACCGGAAUCACCUGUGACUGCAUCCCUUCGCUUUUCAGAGGCUUACUGGAAAAGGAACGUGCUAACGUAUGGGGACAUAGUCCCGGAUGGCUUCGUUGACAUUUGGGGAGCAAUCGAGCAGUUCCCUUUGCCGGCAUCCAUCAUCCUUGACAGCUUUCCAGCGACCGUUGAGGCUGUUCUAGUGGACAGAAAGUCAGACGCUGAGCUGGUCCUUCUUGAACGCAAAGCAAUGUCGAUUGAUAGUCCAUCCAGUCCUUCGGGCGCUCGUACAACUGCAAAACUCGGUUGGCGAGGCAUCGCUGUUCGUUUGGCAGAGCUUGUUGCAAACCGUAUGGGAGGAGCAGUAGAUUCCGACCAGUCUCUGCAAUCUGACUGGCGAUCUGUGUAUUGGAAGAUUAAAAGCGCAUUUCGGAGUCACUACAUCUCACUUGGCCUGAUUACCUCUGGGUUGAUCAGGCACAGGGUUCUCCUUUUCAAGGUGUUGGCGGAUAGAGUUGGCGUACCUUGCUGCAUUGUCCGUGGUCGGUUUUACACUGGCACAAAGGAUGGUGCAAGGGCCAAGAUUCGAGAUGAAGAUGGUUCGGAAUAUGUAGUUGAUUUAAUGAAAGCGCCAGGCCUUCUAGUCCCGGUUACGAAUCUGGAAACGCCUACAAUAUCACCAGUUGCAAGUCCUGUUGAUGAAUACUGCGAAGCGGGGACAGCUGUCUUCCCGGCACUGGUGGCAUCAAUGGCGAAAUUGCUAGGCAAGGAUGAACUAGAACCUGAAUCGCAGAAGACACUUUUUGGGCAAAUACCUCCUAAUGAUGAAUGUGGUGCUGAAAGUGGGUCAGAUGUGGGAAGCAACAGCCCAAUGUUUCGUCCUGAGGACAGAAAGAAUAGACGUCGAUCACCCUCAUGGACAGAUGGAUGGGGAUCUCCCCAGGUUCCCAUGCUCGUUGCAGAUGUUGCCAAGGAAAAUCCAAGAUUCGCCCAGAGGCUGAAGGCCGUUCUGCAGUCCCCUGAUAAGGAGAAGCGGCAGCUGUUUUCAGAAAAUCAGGCUGAGGGGACAACGGGAAAAAAGCUGGAAGCAGAUGACAAUAUCAGCAACAGAGAUGGUGAAAAUACUGAGCAAUCAGGAUGUGAAGACGCUGACUUCAGCUUCUCAAAAGAAAUUCAGAUGUAUAAGCUGGAUGGCUUUUUAAUUCCAAAAGGAGCGGUGACACUUGGCGAGCGUGUGGGACUAGGAUCUUUUGGAGAAGUGUUCAAGGGCGAGUGGAAUGGCUUUGAGGUUGCUGUGAAGAAGCUGAUAGAUCAAGAAAUCCCAGCGGAUGCUAUUGAAGAUUUUAAGUCCGAGGUUGCUAUGAUGCAUCGGCUACGUCAUCCAAACAUACUGCUUUUUAUGGGUGCAAUCAUUGACCCUCCACAUCUGUCGAUUGUGACAGAAUUUCUCCCAAGGGGGAGUAUAUUCCGACUUCUGACAAGGCCAAAUGCAUCUUCGAGCAUGGAUGAGCGGCGCCGACUGAAGAUGGCACUAGAUGUGGCAAAGGGAAUGAAUUACCUUCACUGCUGCAGCCCUCUAAUCGUGCACAGAGACCUGAAAUCUCCCAAUCUUCUUGUUGAUAAGAACUGGGUUGUGAAGGUUUGUGACUUCGGCCUGUCAAAGAUAAAGAACCAGACUUAUCUGUCAUCAAGAACUGCAGCUGGAACGAGUGGAUGGCCCCAGAAGUGUUGCGGAAUGAGCCAUCAAAUGAGAAGAGUGAUGUCUACAGUUUUGGUGUGGUCCUAUGGGAGCUCUCGACAAUGCAACGCCCGUGGAGGGGUUUGAAUGCGAUGAAACCGUCAGAACGGCCAUCAUUUUCAGAGAUUGUUCAUGAACUGAAGGAAAUACAUAAGCGGUGGACUUACUCAGUCAACCCAAGGUCACCUGCGUGAUCGUAGCAACAGUGUGAUGGCAGAUGCACUAAAAAGGACAUGUUUCAGAAUUCCCAUGCCAG